Molecule: messenger RNA, 2254 nt
Organism: Zootermopsis nevadensis
Lineage: Eukaryota; Metazoa; Arthropoda; Insecta; Blattodea; Termopsidae
Biological process (GO): proteasome-mediated ubiquitin-dependent protein catabolic process; multicellular organism development
Cellular component (GO): cytoplasm
Molecular function (GO): ubiquitin protein ligase activity; ubiquitin conjugating enzyme binding
Source: RefSeq, a predicted model, not a curated record
AUCCAUCAUUUAUGUCAGAAUUAAAGAAAAAUAAUUCAGUUACAGUAAACGGCGUAACAUAAAAUAGGUUUGAUUGUCAUGUUCUUACAGAUGAAAAAUUACGCGCUCUUCUGACACUCGGGUUCAGUUGUAAAACAAUUCGUCAAUGAGAAUAAUUUACACAUGGUGUGUAGAUCGGUACCAGUGUAUGUACAAAACUACUUCUCCUCAAGCCGUCCUACCACAUUGUUCUUUACGCAGAGCAGCGAGACACACUUCUGGUAACAGCCGGUGACGAUGGUGAACACGAUGACAUCAGAAGCUGAGUGCGACCAGCAUUGCUCUCCGAGCGUACGGCUAUGCGACAUAGAGCGGCCUGCCACGGGUUCUUGUGGGUUUCAUUUGACCCGAAGCAAAUGGGACCCAUACCCAUGGGUGAGUGGGGUGGAGUCGGGAUCAGCUGCGGAGACUGCAGGACUCCAGGCUGGAGAUUGCGUGCUGGAGGUGAACGGAGAGGAUGUCCUGGGUCUGAGGAUAGGAGACGUCGCUUCCAAAGUGCGCGCGAGGGAGGACCGCGUCACUCUGCUGCUCUGGAACGCCGGGUCGGACCCCAGCUGCAGCCCCGAGUCGCUGUGCUGCGGUCCAAUGCCGUCGAACCUACAGCGCCUCUCAGCCUGCAUGAGCUCCAUUCUGGCCGUCCUUGAGUGUCCAGUUUGUCUUGACACGAUCCCACCCCCUGCACACCAGUGCGGCAACGGGCACCUAAUCUGCGUCAAAUGCCGAGUCAAGACCGAACGCUGCCCCAUCUGUCGUAUGCGUUUCUGUAGAGCCCGCAGUCUUCUUGCCGACCAAGUGUUCAACUCCCUCACAGAAGCCUUCGGGAUAAAGGACGAAGUUGAAGAAACACGACCCGCCAAGUUGCGAGAACGUCUUUUUGGAUCCAAGAAAAAUAAGCAAUCUCAAGAAUCAAAAACAAAGCCGGAACUAAAGAUCAACCUGGUGAUGCCCCCUACUAACAAGUUCCUGACACGCAUCCUGGGGAAGUCGUCAUCAGUAGAAAAUCUAUCAUCUACCCCCGUGAAUAUUUCAGCAAUUCCAAGGCAUUUAUCUGCAGUAAUAGAUUCAGAAUUCUCUUCUAAUCUCAAAGCCAAGUCUCUUUCUACUAGUGAGAUAUGUCACCCUUUAGGCUCUAGACCAGUGUCUCGGUCACCGUCAGUCAACUCUACGCACUUUAUCGGCAGUACAUUCCUCGACGUUCCGACCUAUCUGGGUUCAAAGCGACCUGCUUCUUACCAUGGCUCCUGUGAAUCACUUGAUUCUGACUUCACUGAUUCCCUGCUGUACUGUUGUCCCUGCGAACAACAAUGCCCUUGUCUCCUAAAGGCCUCGGAGGUGUUGCAGCAUAUCCAAGAAUCUCACGAAGGCCCCUUAAUGCAUUACUUUAAACCUCGACUGUCUCUUAGUCUUCCUUUAGCAUUCGAAGAAACAGCUGUGGUAGCUGUAAAUCACGACAGAAACACAUUUUUCUUGAAAGUGGUUCGGCAGCUUCCAGCCGCUGACACUCUAGUGUGGCUCUGGAUGAUCGGGUCUCAACAGGAAGCGAAUAAUUACGACCUUGUCUUGAACGUAAAGGGACACGGCGAUCACGCAAGAGACCUUACCUUCCGGCACAGAGCCUUAUCAUUGUCUUCAACUUCCUGGUCACAGAUAUCUAAAUCUCAAGAUGGUAUUUGUCUUACAGCGAGCAUCCUUACAGAAAACUUUGCUACUCAACUAGAAUCUGGUAUUCCAAUUAAAAUGGAGGCCGAGGUGAAGGUUGCAGACUGUUAGUGUCUACCACACGGCGAAUCAGAAACUCUUUUAUGAUGUGUUGAUUCGUAUCUGUACAAGGUCAUCUUUAAGCAUUCUGCGCAAACACAAUUUGUCUGACGGCACAUUCACUAAUUAGCAUAUCUAUAACAACUGAACUGUAAUAACUUUAACUUAAUGUAUUAUAGAUAAUGUGGUUCCAUAUAAUAAAUAUGAAGUACUGCAUGAAACGUAUAAGUUAUUACGUUGAUGCAACACGACAGUUGGAUCAGACCAAUGCACAGUCGCAAUUAGUGAUCUAAGAAUAUCAGGGUAAUAUUUUGUACAAAAUAACAAAGCCCAAACGUUAAAGAUUAAUUCUGACAUAUUUUAUAAUUUGACUUGAAGACCAAGCAAUGUAAACUGCAUUUCAUGCAGAACAACGCUACGGCCCACAAAACUAACGAAUCUAUGAAUGCGUUUUAGA